This is a messenger RNA of Salvelinus sp. IW2-2015, 1998 nucleotides long. NCBI's taxonomy places the organism in Eukaryota, Metazoa, Chordata, Actinopteri, Salmoniformes, Salmonidae. The record is from RefSeq and is a predicted model, not a curated record.
AGUGAAUUUGCCAAUUAUGAAAUUGUGUGAAUAAUUUAAAGACUCAUGAUCCUCCACUCAUCGCUUCUGUCAUGAUUAUUUAUGGCUGCCCAGCCAUAAACCUCCCUGAGCCUCUUCUCUACUUACACAUUACACAGCUCUCCCCCUGAAUAGAACAAAAUACAAAUAGAACAUAAAACAUAGAAUGGACUGUAUAAUAGAAUGACACUGCAUGGCAUCAAUAGAAUAAAAUAGAAUAAAAUAGUUUGUCAGACAAUAAAAAGGGAUGGUUUGGCUUGACAGUAAGUCCAUUAGUCGAAAGGGCAAUAUUUAAGUCGAUGUAAAUAGAUUGGCUGAAAUUGAUUGGCUUGACACAUGAAAUACAAACGACCAUGAAAUCCUAUUUAGUUUGAAAUUAUGGGCAAACUCGAAUAUGUCCAGCCUGCUACAGUAGCCCUACGCCACUAACUAUAUGCCACCGUCGACCUGUCUGAGCACUUCUUCUUCAGGACGCAUCUGUGUCUGUGAAAGUCAUUUAACACACUGUCGCACAGUGAACUGACGAGCGCGAGGAGGAGGGAUCUGUCAUCUUCACCGUCUCAGGCAGCAUGUUGACGGGAUCCUAUCGUGCCACUGUCGAGAGAGAAAUGGCGAGAGCCAGUGUCAAAAUUCGAGAACAUCUAUCUUUGGAUGCAGAGUAACCUGAUGUUUCACAGCUGUAAAUAGUUUUGGAGUCUUGGUUCAUUGUAUUCAGCCUACAGGGCACGCGCUACACUUUGGCGGUGGUGACAGUUAAUCUAUCUGAGCUGGGUUCUCGGCCAGUGCAAUCUAAGGAAUUGAUCGUUAUACAGGACUAUAUACCUGCAACUUGUUCCCAGAACCGUGGAGCCUGACUCCCGUUGGAUGUAACGUUGAGCGGAGUGACGCGGGUCGGUGUGCGGACAAAUAGAGCGGUGGCGGACCAAACGCACAACGUCCAAUUCAAUCUCCCUUCCCGUGUCCCUGUGCUCGGCCCGACUCAUAACGGAGAUGUUGCUCCUCGGAAUACUGCUCAACAUCUUCAUACGAGGUGUGGUCCCCUCCUUGUCGCCCCUCCCCCAUGGCUUUGUAGACUGUGUCGAGGCAGAGAGGGGGUGUAAGGAAGACCCCCGGUGUAAGGAGCUGUACAUGACCCUGGAGUACUGUGCAUCCGAGGAGGCGGUGGCUCCGCUGGGGAACAAGGCCAGCAUUGAGUGCCUGGAGGCCCUGAGCGGCCUGCACUACCUCCCUCUGUUGGCCUGCAAGUGUCAGCGCGGCGCACGCAGAGAGGAGCACUGCCUCAAAGUCUACUGGAGCAUCAGGAUCCUGCAGGGUUAUGAUGACUUUGAGGGGUCUCCCUAUGAGGACUCGCCAGUGGAGUCUUCUCGAAUGGCCUCCUUAGUGGCAGCAGCCUCCUCUCUUCUUCUAGAUGGACAGAACGUAUGUCUGAAGGCAGCCCAGGACUGUGGUCUGUAUGAGAAAUGUGGUUCCCUGAGGUCUGAGUACGUCCUGGCCUGCACCAAGCAUGCCCCAGGCUCGGACCACUGCAACAGGCAGAAGUGCCUCCGGGCGCUGCGGCGCUUCCUGGAGCGCGUUCCGGAGGAGUACAGCCUGGGGUUGCUGUUCUGCCCCUGUACUGACAAACUGUGUGGGGAGAGACGCAGGAAGACCAUCGUACCUUCCUGUUCCUACCAGGAGAGAGACUUGAUACAGCCUAACUGUCUGCUUCUGCAGAGCUUCUGCAGGAGGGACCAAUUCUGCAGGUCCAGACUGGCUGAUUUCCAGCAUAACUGCCAGCCGUCUGGCCAUUCCCCUUCUGGCUGUAUCAGAGAGAGUGGAGCUGUGUGCCUCAAUUCCUACGCCGGACUGAUCGGCACCAUCAUGACCCCCAAACUACGUUAGCAACAGCACUGUGGAAGUGGACUUGUGUGUAACUGCGAGGGCAGUGGCAACCAAUGGCAGGACUGCCUGAGGAUCAGCACAUGUUCACAACAACGCUGU